AUGUCGAAGGGGUCCUCCGGCAGGGCGGCGCCGCCGCUGGAGCAAAUCAACUCCGAGAUUUUCACACUUUUAUAUGGAUCGCUGGUUCGACAGCUGCUGGCAGACUGCGAUGACAUUGAUGACGUGCACAAACAACUUGACAAAAUGGGUCACAACAUUGGAGUGAGGCUGAUAGACGAGUUCUUGUCAAAAUCAAGGAUCACCCGUUGUGGUAGCUUCAGGGAAACAGCUGAAGUGGUGGGCAAGCAGGGUUUCUGGAUGUUCCUCAACAUCACAGCGGACAUCAGGGACUGGAAUUCAGACGGGACGGAGUGCAGCCUGAUAUUUCUUGACAACCCGCUAGCUGACUUUGUGGAGCUCCCGGCCGAGUACAAAGGGCUAAAGUACUCAAGCAUGUUGUGUGGCGUCAUCCGAGGGGCCCUCGAAAUGGUCAACAUGCAAGUCGAGUGCACGUUCCGCAAGGACGUCCUCCAGGGCGACGACCAUUACGAGAUCCGCCUCAAGCUCGUAUCCCACAACUCUGAGGAGUACCCUUUCAAGGACGAGGACUGA
Ostreobium quekettii is the source of this 552-nucleotide messenger RNA. The record is from the annotation of a GenBank genome assembly. NCBI's taxonomy places the organism in Eukaryota, Viridiplantae, Chlorophyta, Ulvophyceae, Bryopsidales, Ostreobiaceae.